GUCCCUGUAGUUUCAGAGCCAGCAAAAUCUUGAAUUUUACUGAGCUAAAACCCCUUGAAAACCCCAACAGAACUAUAGAACAGAAAAUACUAGAGAAGAUGGAAGGAAAUUCAGGGUACAAGGAUUAUGUAGCUGGUUUAAUGGCCGGUAUUGCUAUGGUUAUUACUGGUCACCCUUUUGAUACCGUCAAGGUGAAGCUCCAGAAACACAAUACAGAAGCUCGUGGAAUAAAGUACAAGAAUGGAUUGCAUUGUGCUGCUAGAAUAUUAAAAACCGAAGGAGUUAAGGGGCUCUAUCGAGGAGCUACAUCUUCGUUCAUUGGCAUGGCCUUUGAGAGCUCACUUGUAUUUGGCAUUUACUCCCAAACAAAACUAUUGCUUCAGGGUGGACCAGAUGGAGGUAAGCCCCAGCCUCGAGCAAUAAUUCCUUCAGCUGCUUUCGGAGGAGCUAUUAUCAGCUUCAUUCUAUGCCCAUCAGAACUGGUGAAGUGUAGGAUGCAAGUUCAGGGUGCUGAUUCUGUGGUACCAAGCUCCAGUAGAUAUGGUGGUCCUCUUGAAUGUGCACUUAAAACUGUAAAAUGUGAAGGGCUCACAGGCAUAUUUCGAGGAGGCUUCACGACCUUAUUAAGAGAAUCUAUCAGCAACGCUGUCUUCUUUAGUACGUAUGAAUAUGUGCGUUAUUACUGUCAUCUAAAACGGAAAGGUGCUUCCUCCGAGUCUAAUCAAUUGAUGGAUAUUGGAGUUGGAAUAAUGAGUGGUGGUCUUGGCGGUAUAGCAUGCUGGUCAGCAGUUCUGCCGUUGGAUGUAGCAAAAACUAUAAUUCAGACCACCCCAGAGAAAAACCAUACAAGAAAUCCGUUUCGCAUUUUGAAAUCGAUUUACGGGAGAUCUGGUCUUAGAGGAUGCUAUAUGGGUCUAGGUCCUACAAUUGUGAGAGCGUUUCCUGCUAAUGCAGCUGCAAUUGUUACAUGGGAGCUGUCGGCCAAAUUGUUGGGAAUCAAGCGCGAUUUGAACUAGAAAUGACGGUACAUUCUGAGAAAACUCCAGUAUCAAAUGUGAUCAAUCUUACCAGGGACUCAAGGAGGUUCAGAUAUUUAUUCUAUCAGUAUCUCUGCUUGCUGAACAAAAGCAGGGGACGACAAAGAAUCCCCAUUUGAGACUCUACAAACAGAUUGUUCUCCGUGCUAGUAUUAUUCAAUUACAUUCCCUUUGCCUUAAAUUUAGAGCAGCACACGACGAAAUUCAUACAAAAGAAAUAACAGUUAAAAGAAUUGUGUCAUUUGGCUUUGGCUCCAUGUGAUGCGAAUCUGGAGGUAAUUUACCCUCCCAACCAUAGACUCAUUGAGAUUUUGAUGAAGCGUAUUACAUAAUUUUAACCAGCAUAAUACAAGAAUAUCAACAGAUUUGUUUUUCACCCGGAAACCAUGUUUGCUUAAAUGUGGGUGAAAGAUUAUCAGCCUUGCAACUUUGUGCCACUUUGGUUUUUGCUCUA
Lycium barbarum (goji berry) is the source of this 1491-nucleotide messenger RNA. RefSeq names its product mitochondrial arginine transporter BAC1-like. Gene Ontology annotation, molecular function: L-ornithine transmembrane transporter activity. The record is from RefSeq and is a predicted model, not a curated record. The transcript has 9 exons. Bases 99 to 1016 code for a protein of 305 amino acids. NCBI's taxonomy places the organism in Eukaryota, Viridiplantae, Streptophyta, Magnoliopsida, Solanales, Solanaceae. Gene Ontology annotation, biological process: mitochondrial L-ornithine transmembrane transport.